Coprinopsis cinerea okayama7#130 is the source of this 2232-nucleotide messenger RNA. RefSeq lists its product as hypothetical. Lineage: Eukaryota; Fungi; Basidiomycota; Agaricomycetes; Agaricales; Psathyrellaceae. The coding region runs from base 1 to 2232 and encodes 743 amino acids. The transcript is spliced from 2 exons. The record is from RefSeq and is a predicted model, not a curated record.
AUGUCUGGCCUCACCCCCAGCCGGAUACGCAGCAAGACGUCUGAACUCACGGAUUUCUUCCGUGCUGGUCAUGGCCACACACGAUCACCUGCGAACGACCUCUCAACACAGUCGCAAGCAUCGACGAACACACUGGACGUGUCGACGAGCACAGGCCCCGACGGAUUGGCGAAGAAAAAAUCAACACGCAUUCCAUUCCUUGGACGACCGCGAAAGAAGUCGAAUCCAUAUGCCAGUGACUCUGCACGGGAAUCAUCGGACGUUGGGGAACAGACGAGGGGAACGGCAAGCACAGAUAGGCGACCAACGGUCGAGCUCUCGGAACGUUCGCCUAGCUCGAGACUGAGCAUGUUGCCGCCUUCACCAGGCAAAGCACAGCCAACAUCGCUUGGGUCGAAACUGGCUGCACAUUUCAGCCCAAGAACACGUAAACUGAGCGCGUUGAGCUCAAAACCACCGUUGGAAGAAACAUCCAAAACAGCCAGUUUAUCACCGCCCGAUGUGACUGCUUCACGCGGAACAUCGCUCGAUUCUGGCUCAUCGGGCGCCAGAUCGCCAACACCUCGGCCUGUGCAGCCCACAAUAAUGGUUUCGAUGUCCAACGAAAAUCUUGACGAGUACAAGGACCUGUUUACUCUGCCGAAGCAGAAGAAACCACUACCGCGAGAGUCUCCCUCACCCCGCGAUACACCUGAAUCUGAUGGCACCUCGAGUUCCGGACCUUCAACGAGUCCACGGAUCUCGAAGCUUGUCGAGGCCCCUCGGCGUGGCUCAGCACCUACGAUCCUCGAGAGUUCCCGCCAGAAAUCAGCGAGGAACCAGCAGCCAGAAUCUCCAGCGAUUAAGUCAAUAAAACCUCCACGGCGGUCUUCUCCAACUGAAAAGCAGGAUUCGCCCACACCCUCUACCCCUCGAACCUCUGAUGGCAAGGAAUCAGCUCGGUCAAGUCUCUCUGAUAAACUCACAGGUCCUUCGAUUCAACGGCGGCAGAUUACCACACCUGCUUCGGAGUACUCUGCUCAACAGCGGCUUCGUUUGCGGCAACAAGCUGCAGCUGCAGAGAAGCUCAACAAACCACCUUCCAUACCUUUACCUCAACCUCCCCCCUCAUCACCACAGAUGGCCCGAGCAUCGACAUCUCCCACCACCAGCAGCCCGUCCAUCCCUCCUCCCCGCCCUCGAGCGAGUACUGUUGGUUCUGUCGCCAGUGUUGCCAGCGCGAGCUCCCGGAGAACCCAGUGCAACGCUCCAGCGGAUGGCCCACAGCCUGAAGACGAGCCUCCUACCCCUCCAGCCGAAGGCAACAGGCCCGAUCUUGAUUCCGCCACUCGAGAAGAGCUCAAGGAAUCACUUCAGAAUCGAACUCGACAGUAUGACGAAUUGAAGAGUCAUCUUCAGAAGACAGUGGACAAGCACAACGCUGAGAAAAUUGCAUUGGAGAAGAAGGUCUCGCAGUUGGAACGGGAGAUGGCGAAGAAGGACAACCAGAUUAAAGGGUUAAUGUGGCUGGUUGCCAACAACAAAGGACCUCCUGCGACCGACUUCCCGCCAAACCUUGCCCUUCCACCGCUGCCUGCAACCAAUGCAGAACCAGGGCAGGAGCCUCCCAGAGUCCCGUCGAAGAGCAGGCUACCUUCCCGGCGAACCCAGCUAUCUGACGAUUCGGGUGCUGAAUCUCACCCAACAUCUGGUGCCGAGUCAAUUCGAAGUUCGGAGACCUCAGGCAAUGAAUCAGGCUCUCUACGCUAUCGAAAGCUUCGACGACCUUUCGGCCUCGGAGAGGGCAGUCACAGCCUCUAUCUUGCAGCCACUGGUAGCAGGCGUUCCCCUCCCAAAACCCUUGCUCCCGACAGUGCACUGCCCGAGGUGCCGACUCAUAGCAGCAAUCGAUCAUCCAUCAGCUCCUUUUCCCCCUCAUCCUCGACAUCAUCUCUACUGCCGCCCAGUCCUAGCAUGACACUGUCGUCUCUCUCAUCAAUCCCCGAAACACCUUCGUCUCUUCGAUACUCCUCUAAACCGACCUCUCUGAGCGACUCAGAAGAUAGGCGAGGAGUGCGAACCGCCAAUCGGAUAUCGACAUCUUCGAUGGCAUCUUCGAGUACGGCCGCCAGCAGUGCCUACGCCGCCAAUCUCAAACGGAGUAGACCGCCCUCUAUCGCCCAAGUUCUCGAAAACUCGCCCAACAUGGGUGACGUCCUCGACAAGCUACGGCCCUUUGCUCCCUCCUCAUGA